GUCGACUUUCGCUUCGAAAUUGACAGGAAUCGUUUCAUUCUUUUAAAGCUCUGGCGAUUUAAGUGGUGCGUGUGUACUCUAUCUCAUCCAGUCCCCUCAAGAUGGCAACCUCAAUUCAACUCCCAUCAGACGCAAUCCCUUUCAACAUCUUUGCCUUAACAUCAAUGCCUCCGAACGAUAGAUACCGUGGCGCUGUUGUAGAGGACCUGCAACUUCCCCCUGCAUUCUGUUUGCCCUCCUCCGAAUCUGUAUCUCGCGCAAUGGAGUCAGCAUAUGAUCGUGAUUUCUCCCAUAUACCCGUCCUCAACCGUGAUCGUCGUCCGCUCGGGUACGUAGACGUCGCUGCUCUGAAAGAAAAGUGGGAAGCAGGCACAGCAUCGCCAAACGACUCCGUCAGUAAAUACAUGACCAAGUUCAAUCGUAGCGCGUCUCAGCAUUACACCCUCGUAACUCCCUUGACGCCCCUUGCGGAACUGGCAGAGUUUUUGCAGGAUAAUAUUUUUGCGUUAGUUACGGACCAGGGCAAAAAUUUCGUGCUUGCCGUGGCGACAUCACAGGAUCUGGAUAAUUUCGUGACACGUAGGGGUCGUUGAUCUGAUGGCUGAUGGUCAUCUAUCGCCUUAAUUAUUACUCUCAGCCAUGUGGUUCUAUAUCUAUCAAGUGGAAUAUGUUUCAAUAUCAUACACUGGGCGCCUGAUGGUGCGUUGGUAUAUUGUAUCACGGUUGUGAAGUUGAGAGGGGGUACUUAUUUCGUCGCGGAGAGGACAUGCGACAUUGUCUCCUUGCUAUAUGUAUCGCUACUUUGAUGUAUGGUCGGGAUGAAAUACAUGUACAUCGGAUAUGGUGUAAUGGUUAACAUUACCGCCUCUCAAGCUUAGAAUUCGC
Messenger RNA from Suillus fuscotomentosus, 885 nucleotides. RefSeq lists its product as uncharacterized. Lineage: Eukaryota; Fungi; Basidiomycota; Agaricomycetes; Boletales; Suillaceae. The record is from RefSeq and is a predicted model, not a curated record. The transcript has 6 exons. Bases 102 to 593 code for a protein of 163 amino acids.